Molecule: messenger RNA, 1272 nt
Organism: Seminavis robusta
Lineage: Eukaryota; Bacillariophyta; Bacillariophyceae; Naviculales; Naviculaceae
Source: the annotation of a GenBank genome assembly
AGCAGGAUUCAAGGAUAUUAAAUCUUUGAAAGCCGUACAGUAUCAAAGCGUACCGUACGGUACAGUGUACGUCUUCCAACUUGACGAAAGCCACGGCAGUUUGCGGAACCACCAACCUCUACCAUUCCAAAUUCCAACCAGAAGAAAGAAGAAGAACAAGGCAACAGUUGACCAGCACCACACACUACGAUGGAACCAUGAGCCAAGCAUCGGCGGAGGACAGUGCCCCGUCUCAACAAGGGCAAAAUGGAAAGGCUAAUGUGUUUGAUAAUACCGUGGCUGGUCUCUCUGCAGGCAUCAGUGGAACUGUGAUUGGCUACCCUCUUGAUUUGGUAAAGACAAGAAUGCAAGUGUCCAGCAAGGAUUACAAGCCAGGGACAUCACCAACUAUGUGGAGGAUGAGUGUUUCCAUUCUCAGAACGGAAGGAAUCCGAGGCCUUUUCAAGGGACUAAUGACACCAUUGGUUUCCAUGACAUUCAUGUUUUCAGCUACUUUUGGAUCCUAUGCAUGGGCACAGAACCAAGUAGGAGCACAAAAGGGUUGGGAUGUCAAGAAUGCACUUGCAGGUGGUAUCACAGCUCCUGUUACAAGCUGGGUCUCCGCCAUGGAAGGACUGGUUAAAACUCAAAUGCAAAUGGACAAUGUCGGCAAGAAACAAUAUCAUGGAUCAUGGCAUUGCAUCACCAAAAUAUCCAAAGCACAUGGAGUACCUACCUUGUUUACAGGAACAACAGUAACUACAUUGAGAGAUGCAGCAUAUCUUUGCACCUACUUUUACAUCUAUGAAGGCCUCAAGGUAACUCUCACUGGCAAUGGGUAUGAAGAUAAUGACAGCCUCAAACUUCGACCUGAGCUGGCAGUUCCACUGGCUGGUGGAACAGCAGGAGCAUUGGCAUGGCUGUCCAGUUUGCCCUUUGACUGUGUCAGAGCUGGAAUGCAGGGUCAGGAUCUAGAAAAUGCACACCGCAUCACAGGUCGACAGGUAUUCAAGGAGCUCAUGGAAUCACGUGGGGUGCGGGCACUCUUCCGUGGUGCAUUGCCAACCAUUAUGAGGGCAUUCAUUGUUAGCAGUUCAAGGUUCAGUGCCUACGAAUUGACCAUGUCUGCCUUGCAACAAAACAGGGAACAAUGAGAAACUCAAAAUGGCCAAGAAAUUCAAACUAGUCUACUCCAGAAGUAUGAGAAGAACAAUCAAGAGUCAGAUCAUUUUCCACGCCCUAACUCUCUAGUAGCUAGUAGACAACGGAUAUCUCCUAUUCUUCGCAGCAUCG